This is a messenger RNA of Phoenix dactylifera (date palm), 2309 nucleotides long. The record is from RefSeq and is a predicted model, not a curated record. Lineage: Eukaryota; Viridiplantae; Streptophyta; Magnoliopsida; Arecales; Arecaceae.
CCCACCGCACCUCCCAAAAAACGAAACAAAACAAAAAAGAAAAAAACUCUCCCGUCUCUCGGACCAUCUGAGGCUCCGACCCUCGUUAGGUGCUCCGGCUCUCAUACCCAGAUCCUAGAAAACCUAGAAUCUCUUCAGGUCUAAAAGGAGUCCAAUUGUCAGCCAUUCCCUUCCGAUUCCAGAUUUGGGGGCGAGAUCGAGGUCUUCUCCGAUCGUACCAGCAAUGGAUUUCAUGAAGGUCUUGGAUCAAACUGUACGGGAGAUAAAGAGAGAGGUUAAUCUUAAAGUGCUGAAGGUGCCGGAGAUGGAACAGAAGCACUGAGUGCCCGUUAAUCAUGAAUGUACUUUGGACAAGAUUGUCAGAUACUGGUUCCAAAUGGCGUCAUGUGUACAAGGCAUUGGCUGUUAUUGAAUACUUGAUUGCAAAUGGAUCGGAAGGCGCAGUUGAUGACAUUAUUGAGCAUACUUUUCAAAUCUCAGUACUGCUUCUUCACCCUGGAUAAGAAAAUUAUUAAUUUACCUUGUCCGUUGGGAUCUUUUUUCUCCCAAAUGCUUCUCAUUAUGUGUUUUUUUGUGUUCCAAAAGGCACUUUCAGGAUUUGAGUAUGUUGAACCUAAUGGAAAGGAUGUCGGGAUCAAUGUGAGAAAGAAGGCAGAAACCAUCUCAGCUCUUUUGAAUGAUAAAGAAAAAAUACAAGCAGUCAGAGAUAAAGCUGCUGCAACCCGUGAUAAGUAUUUUGGGUUGUCCUCAACUGGAAUAACAUAUAAAUCAAGUUCAGCUUCAUACGGCAGUGAUGGCUUUAGUGGUCGUUAUGGAAGCCUAAGUGGUUCAAGGGAAGGUGACACCUUUAGAGAUAGUUACCGAGACAGUGAAUCACAUAGAAGUGUUGCUGAUGAAAAUGAAGGGAGCAAAUCAAAGAAGACAGUAGCACAUCAAGCCAGGGAUCAAGAUUCUUUAACAUCAAAAUCAAAGCCAUCAACUAAGCCGGGCCACGCUCCAUCUUCUAAAAGCCCAAUUGUUCAAGCAACUAGUAGCAAGGAUGAUUUUGAUGACUUCGACCCACGCGGAUCUUCUAAAACUGGAUCAGCUAAUACAAGCUCUAGCCAGGUUGAUCUAUUUGGACAAAGCUUAGGGUUCAACCUCAUGGACGAACCAGCUUCUCUUCCAACAGAAACAACCACGCAUGGCAAUCCUGCAACAGCUGAAGUUGACCUUUUUGCUGAUGCGACUUUUCAAUCGGCCUCACCUCAAGCCGAAGCAACAGCAACUUCUCAUACUCAGAGCAGCAUUGAUCUCUUUGCCAGUCAACCUGCCAUUCCUGCUGCAUUUCCUUCAGAUAAUUUGGAGUUUUUUGCAGCACCAGAGCCAGGCUUAUCUUCUGAAACAAAGUCUCCCAUUUCUGAGCCUGCUAGCACUCCAUCAUUUGAUCCUUUUGCCGCAAUUCCAUUAAACAAUUUUGAGGGCUCUGACCCGUUUGAUGCCUUGACUUCUCAUACUGAACCAGCAACUACAAAAUGUUCACAACAUUCUACAACCAGCAGCCCAAACAAGCUGGAUGAGACCUUUGGUCCCUUCACCUCUCAUACUGAGGCAGCAACUACAGAACCUUCACAGCAUUCUACAAAUAACAGCCUCAACAACCUGGGGCAGACCUCUUUAACAGCAUCCAAGCCUGCCCUCAAGGACACUUUUCAGGUUAAGUCUGGAAUAUGGGCUGAUUCCUUGAGCCGUGGACUGAUUGAUCUGAAUAUAACUGCCCCCAAGAAGGUAAAUCUAGCAGAUAUUGGGAUUGUUGGGGGGCUUAGUGAUGGGCCUGAUGAGAAGGAAAAAGGACUUCCAAGUUCAGCAUACAUGGGGAGAGCCAUGGGCAUGGGAACUGGUCUGGGCAGGUCUGGGCUUCCAUCUGCUGCAAUGGGGACAAGUGGGAGCUUUUCAACAUUUGGCCAACAGCAGUUUGGAAGCUUCAAAUGAUGCCGCAUCUGAAUUUUUUUUUUUGAUAUUCCUUUCUCCAGCCAAUAGUUGUUCCUGAAAGAGUUGAGUAAUUUUAUUAAUUGUACAUUGCAUUUUAUUUGUUUCACUCUACAUUUCAUUGUUGUUCUUGUUAUGCACUCGCAUAAGUUUUACAAAGAGGACUUUGUGCUGAACUUUAUUGACAGUGCAAGGACUAUUGCUUGUCUAUUCUCCAGGUUCCCAACUGACCGUUUACAGCUGAAGCAUGCCAGUUGGUGUUUCCUGUUGCUAUGAAGCAAGCUAAAAUGUGUCCAUUACUGACUGUUUUCAAUCUUUGAAUCUUAUGGUUAUUAUUAUUA